AUGCUGCAGUACCAGAGGAAGCUGCGUUGCAUGCGGGUGAGGGACACGCAUGCUUCGAUGAUCAUGUCUAGGGCCACGAAGCGUAGUUACUACCACUACAUGUUCGACAUCAUCGCGCACGUCGUCCUGCUCCUGGACAUGUGUCAGGGCUUCUGGACGUUCUCUUGGAAGUACUUGGACGAAAUGGAGUUCAAUGCCAAGUUCCCAAAGGUCGAUACAGGCCAGUGGAAGGCAUUGGAGGUCAUGAGUUACGUCAGCUUUUUUUUCUUGGUGCACCAGGUUUAUUUCCGGGCGAAUCCUUGCAUCUUCGGGCGGUCCUUCGCGGACGUGUUGGAUGGGGUGGCAGUGACGUUUAUGUUCGGCACCCAUUUCGCAUGGGCGGGCGAGGUUCCGUCCUUCAACACCGCCCCCUCUCACAUGGCCGUGUUUUUGCGCGGCUCGUUCGCGCUAUGGCGCAUCGCGCGCAUCUACGCCGCGAGUCAGGUCCUGCGCAUGGGCGACGCCAGUUUUAAGUUGCGAGUCGAGCACGACCUCGUCAAUAACGGGUAA
This is a messenger RNA of Prorocentrum cordatum, 549 nucleotides long. Lineage: Eukaryota; Dinophyceae; Prorocentrales; Prorocentraceae. The record is from the annotation of a GenBank genome assembly.